AUGCUCAGAAGUGCUACGAGCAAUUGUGGGCAGUUGUAUUGUGGAGGCAUGGUUUCUAUUAUUGCUGAGCGUCUUGGCCUCCAUCUACCCAAUAACCCAACAAAUAUAGUCAUAGGCCAUACUCAUCUAUCAAUUGAUGUUAUGGAAACAAUGCAUCUCUUCCACCGCCUUCCCACUGGGGAUGUUCAUUGGAUAGUAGAUGGGAAAGAGUAUCUACACAUAGACAGCAGAAACAAGAAGAUACUCAAUUUAGCCAAUGACAUUCCAUCAACCACUUGGAAACUCAGAUCUAACUUAGGUGUUACAGUAGAUCAUAGUCCUCCACCCUCUCCUCCUCCUGCUCCUACUGCUGGUGCCUCUAGCUCAUCUCGCCCCAUUCCUUUUUCUGAACACCAUCUUUAUAUGGGCGAGACUACCGUAACUUGCAAGAAGAGCAUUGGGCCCAACAAGAGUUGCGGUGGGCUGAACAGGAUCAAAGAUGGGCCGCUCAAGAGCAGCACAACCGCAACAUUCAUCAUCUGCUUGAGCGAUAUCCAUAGAGUUAUUGUGCUUCACACAGAACCACAUCAACCAUCAGCAUCCCAACCCCAAUGA
This is a messenger RNA of Lactuca saligna, 594 nucleotides long. The record is from the annotation of a GenBank genome assembly. NCBI's taxonomy places the organism in Eukaryota, Viridiplantae, Streptophyta, Magnoliopsida, Asterales, Asteraceae.